Molecule: messenger RNA, 2423 nt
Organism: Python bivittatus (Burmese python)
Lineage: Eukaryota; Metazoa; Chordata; Lepidosauria; Squamata; Pythonidae
Source: RefSeq, a predicted model, not a curated record
GCCUGCUAGACCCUCCUUCUCCCCCGAAAUCAGACACCAAGACUCGCUCCCCCCGCCAGAAAGAGCGUCUCUGUCCUUCCUCUUUAAGAACACUUUCUUUUUCUCUCCCUCCCUUUUUUCUUUGAGCAUUAAUUUUCACCGUCCUUGGCCAUGCAAUGUGACUGUUUUUUUUCCCUCCCCCCACAACUACUUGGGCACUUUUAAAUAAAGAAAGGGCCGUUUCAAUUUCCUGCAUCUAAAACAUGUCAUGUAUCCAGAGAAACUGGAUUGCAAACUUUUCCUUUUGGGUUCACCUCCUUAAUAUCCAGGCAUUUUGCUAUGCUAGAAAUCCUCCACGCGGGAGAUUUGUCUUUCCAGACAAGAAGCAAGAUCAAUUUGUUAAAACAUUGCAAGACUACCAAGUGGUUAGCCCAGAAAGAAUUGAUGCAGAUGGACAUUUUCUCUCCUACCAUUUACAUCAGCAUGCUUCAAACUUCAGAGGAAAAAGAGACUUCAGGAGAAGGGACAGUAAAGUAUAUUAUAAAAUUAGGCACAAAAAGAAGGAUCUCUUCUUCAACUUAACUCUUCACCAAGAAUUACUGUCCAAUAAUUAUGUUCUGGAAAAGCACUACGGCAACUAUCUUGGUGCUAAGGUUAUACCAAGUGUAGACAAGUCAUGUCACCUUCUUGGGACGGUCAUGGAUUCUGAUUCCAGGAAUGGGAAGGCAGCGAUCAGUACUUGCAGUGGGCUAACUGGUUACUUCCACUUGCCUGAUGGAGACUACUUCAUUGAACCAGUGAAGGAAUAUGAGUCAAAAGAAGGGGCACAUCCACAUAUAAUCUACAAGACAAACGUCAUCCAGAAGGCUCUGAGGAAACAGCGAGACACCUGGACAGAGAAGCAACGGAAGUGCGGGGUGAAUGAAACGUCAAACUUUUUCAAACAGCAAGAACUUCGAAGGGAGAAGUGGGAAAGGAACCGUGUGACGCCAAGAACAACCUACCGGCGUUCUGUCAGUAGAGAACGAUGGGUGGAGACUUUGGUGGUUGCUGACAGUAAAAUGAUUGAAUACCAUGGAAGUGAAAAUGUGGAAUCCUAUAUCCUCACUAUCAUAAAUAUGGUGGCAGGAUUGUUCCAUGACCCGAGCAUUGGCAAUGCGAUCCACAUCGUGCUUGUUCGGCUUAUUCUUCUUGAAGAAGAGGAGCAAGGGCUGAAAAUCAUCCAUCAUGCAGAUAAGACUUUAGCCAGCUUCUGUAAAUGGCAAAAGAAUAUCAACCCAAAGCUAGAUACAAACCCACUUCAUCAUGAUGUAGCAGUACUUCUUACGAGAAAAGACAUUUGUGCUGGCAUGAAUCAACCCUGUGAAACCUUAGGCUUGUCCCAUCUCUCAGGAAUGUGUCAACCACAUCGGAGCUGUAACAUCAAUGAAGACUCUGGUCUACCCUUGGCAUUCACGAUUGCCCAUGAACUUGGACACAGUUUUGGCAUCCAGCAUGAUGGAAAAGAAAAUGACUGCGAACCUGUGGGAAGACGUCCAUACAUUAUGUCUCGGCAGCUACAGUAUGAUCCUACGCCACUUACCUGGUCGCGAUGCAGCAAGGAAUACAUCACCCGUUUCUUAGACCGUGGAUGGGGAUUUUGCCUGGAUGAUGUCCCAAAGAAGAAAAUGCUAACACCACCAUUCAUUGCCCCUGGAGUCAUUUAUGAUGUUCAUCACCAGUGCCAGUUACAGUAUGGACCCAAUGCAACAUUCUGUGAUCAAGUGGAUAAUAUUUGCCAGACGCUGUGGUGCUUCGUGAAGGGUUCUUGCCGUUCAAAACUGGAUGCUGUAGCAGAUGGAACAAGAUGUGGGGAGAAUAAGGUGAUUAUAAGAUGGAGAAGGCAAAAGUGGGAAAGAUAGCUUGGUUCCUGUCUGAUUUUAUUAGUGCUGCAAGAAUUCAAACCAUUCCCUAGGGGCCUCAUAUGCAACAUUUUGUUGUUUUUCCUGCAUCUAAACUUUGCUUUCAAUCCCAUUUCUCAUAAUAAUAUCUCAGUGGUAGAUCAACCUGAAAUCUUGACCCGCAUCUUAGUAUCAUCAUUUUCUCCACUGGGGAUGCAAGACCUUUGCUCUCUUUUCAAGUCCAUGCCAGAUCCUCCAGCAGUAGGAAUGUAAAUCCCUUACUUUUGCAGAUCAAAGAUAUAUUUUUGAUAUUUCUCGUCAGCAGGAACAGCUCAAUGAAAAAGUUUCAGAUUCUUCCUCUGCUCCUGGCAUUCCUUUGUCUCAAAUGUAGAAAUAUUUCUGCAACAUAAAUAGUUCAUUCUCCCACCUACAUAGCGUUCUUCUGUUUGCAUUUCUAACUUUUUCUCUUAGUUCACCAUUACAUUAAAUAACUGACUCUCCUGUAUUUCUGGAAGGUCCAAGUUUGUUUUAUAGCUGCGCAGCUGGAUUUUAAUACUUUGUGUC